AUGACGGAUCAAACAGAUUUGGUUGAAUUACCAGCUAUACCAUCGGAUGCACCAGAAUGGGUUCGUGCUCUACCAUCAAAUGGUCGUUUUGUUGAUCGAACUAAACUCUACGAUAUAACCGGUCAUCUUUUAUUCGAUUCAUUACUGAAUUCGAAUGGUAUUCAACAUUUCUUUUAUUUUAUGGGUACUGAAAAACAAGCAGAACGAGUACAAAAAGCAUUUAAUGGUCUAUCAACAAGUCCACCGACGCAUGAUGAUCCGAUGCGUGAAGAGAAAUCAGAAGUUCAAGUGGCUUUUCUUCUUGGUCAAGGUAUUUGUGGACAUAAAGGCAUUGUACACGGAGGACUUACAGCAACAAUGAUCGAUGAAGUCAGCGGUGCAGCUGCAUUCUCAUGUGUUGGUCCUUGUUUUACGGCUAAUCUUAAUAUUGAUUAUGUUAAACCAUUAUUAACACCAACAUGGGUUUUAGUUCGAGCUCAUGUUGAACGUCAAGAAGGUCGAAAAGUAUACGUCCAUGCUGUCGUUGAAAAUGGUGAAGGUCAAAUUUAUGCUAAAGCUGUUGCACUUUUUAUUAAACCAAAAAUAUCUGUGCAAGAGAUUAUUCAACAACAACAAUAA
This is a messenger RNA of Rotaria socialis, 618 nucleotides long. NCBI's taxonomy places the organism in Eukaryota, Metazoa, Rotifera, Eurotatoria, Philodinida, Philodinidae. The record is from the annotation of a GenBank genome assembly.